GACGAAAUUUUCAUGCGAAAUGUUUAUUUAUAAACAAGCCACGAUCUCACCUACUCUUCCUGGUCUUACCUGAAACUAAUCAUGGCCACCAAAACCUACCCGUUAUUUUCCUCCUCUGAACUAGCCAGUCAUAACACCGCGACUGAUUGCUGGGUCUCGCUCAACAACAGAAAGAUCUACAAUGUCGCCGACUUCCUCGAAGACCAUCCUGGCGGCGCCGACCUCAUUUUGGAGUACGCCGGUAAGGACAUUACCGCCAUCAUGGCUGACGAGAUUUCCCACGAACACUCUGAAAGUGCCUACGAAAUUUUGGACGACGCCUACAUGGUGGGCUACCUUGCUACUGACGAAGAAGAAAAAAACUUGCUUCACAACAAGAAUAACGUGCCAGUUGAGGUCACGUUGGACUUGACCCAGUUCCAAGAAGAAUUGCCAGCGGAAGAAUUGUUGAAUGUCAAGACCGACUACGAUUCUGACUUGAAAAAGCACAAGUUUCUUGACUUGAACAAGCCGUUGUUCUUCCAAAUGUUGUUCUGCGACUUCUCCAAGGACUUUUAUCUUGACCAAGUCCAUAGACCUCGCCAUUACGGUAAGGGUGACGCAGUAUUUUUCGGCAAUUACUUAGAACCCUUCUCCAAGACUGCAUGGUGGGUCGUGCCAAUGCUCUGGCUCCCAGUCGAUGGAUACUUCUUCUAUCAAGGUUGGAUCCACAACUCCCACCCCCUUCUUCAUUUGUUCUGGUGGGGUGUCGGUUUGUUUGUCUGGACCUUGCUUGAAUAUGGCUUGCACCGUUUCCUUUUCCACUUGGACCACUAUUUGCCAGACCACCCGCUUGCUCUCACCAUCCAUUUCACUAUGCAUGGUGUCCACCACUACUUACCAAUGGAUGGCUACAGAUUAGUCAUGCCACCAGCCAUGUUGAUUGCCCUUGCUACUCCGAUCUAUAAGCUUGUCUUUAUGCUCUUGCCAUACAGAUUCGCCUGCUCCGGGUUUGCAGGUGGCUUUUUAGGCUACAUCAUGUAUGAUGUCAUCCACUACUUGUUGCACCACUCUAAGUUGCCGGGCUACUUGCAGAGAGUCAAGAAGUACCACUUGGAGCAUCACUACAAGAACUACGAAUUGGGUUUCGGUGUUACUAGUAACUUCUGGGACAACGUCUUUGACACCAACAUUACUUCUGUCUACCACAAGAAGACACAAUAAGUUAUUGAUACCACUAAGCGGUGUGCUGAUUGUCAAUCACUGCCCUCUACGUGGUUGACAAGGUUCUCUAAUUUCCAACACAGGCGAACCGGAGCCCUUUCCUAUAACUGUCUCCAUGAAUAUUAUUGGUAUCAUCGCUUGUGCCUUUUUUUUUGCUAUCCAGCGCCCUUCUAAAACACCUGUGGUUAGGG
This is a messenger RNA of Babjeviella inositovora NRRL Y-12698, 1394 nucleotides long. RefSeq names its product fatty acid alpha-hydroxylase (gene SCS7). The record is from RefSeq and is a predicted model, not a curated record. The transcript has a single exon. Gene Ontology annotation, biological process: lipid biosynthetic process; fatty acid metabolic process. Lineage: Eukaryota; Fungi; Ascomycota; Pichiomycetes; Serinales. Gene Ontology annotation, molecular function: iron ion binding; heme binding; fatty acid 2-hydroxylase activity. Bases 82 to 1203 code for a protein of 373 amino acids. Gene Ontology annotation, cellular component: endoplasmic reticulum; membrane.